Messenger RNA from Xenopus tropicalis (tropical clawed frog), 2237 nucleotides. RefSeq names its product alpha-1,3-mannosyl-glycoprotein 4-beta-N-acetylglucosaminyltransferase D (gene mgat4d). The transcript has 15 exons. Gene Ontology annotation, molecular function: acetylglucosaminyltransferase activity. NCBI's taxonomy places the organism in Eukaryota, Metazoa, Chordata, Amphibia, Anura, Pipidae. The record is from RefSeq and is marked provisional. The coding region runs from base 314 to 1894 and encodes 526 amino acids.
ACAGCUCUGAGACCUGGCCAAGGUAGAGUCAGUAUCCACCUGAGGCAAACCUGAUGCAAACACAAGGCGGCCGAGAGAAGCGAAGAGGGGAUGUCCAUUGUAUGAGCUCACAGCACAGAACCCUCCUCCUCCUCUAUACACAUGCGACUGGCUGAGGGGAACAGACCGAAGUGCAAAGUCUGACAGGGAGGCGAGCUCACUGCCGCUUGUGCCUCAACUGGCGCUUCCCCAGCAGAACCAGAAGGGAAUAGAGUGCCGCUGCACAGCACAGACUCUGGCCGGUGUAUGGGUGCUGGCAGGGGAGCUAUGUGAGAUGAGGUGCAGGAAUGGCAGUCUGCUGACUUUCAUUGCCUUGGCUGCUUUCCUCUCUCUGUCCUGGUACGCAGCGUUUAACGGGGAUAGAGCAAAUGGAGGAGAACUGUACGAGAAACAAUUUUUUGAUCUCCAGCAGAGGUUGUAUCUGGCAGAGCAAGAGAAUCAGAAGAGAUCUCGGGACCUGAGUACGGUUCUUGAUGAAAUUAAACGAGCUGUAGAAGAAAAGAGGAAUGCUUUUGAGAACCACACAGUUGAAGAGAUACGAUGGAAAGUUUUGAAUAUGUCCAGCAGACUUCCUGUGCAAUUUGCAAACAUCUAUAUGUUCCUGCCUCAUCUAAUAGGACAUGAAGACCAGAUGCGACCGAAUGUACUCUAUGGACAAGAUAGAACUGGUGUUUCCAUUGUGUUUGGCAUUCCCACGGUGAAGCGAGACAAACAGAGCUACCUGAUGGAUACUUUAAAUUCUAUUUUCUCAGAGUUGACUGCAAGUGAAAAAAGUGAUUGUGUUGUGAUUGUUUUUAUAGCAGAGGUUAACCACGACUAUGUCAAUACAUUAGCUAACAAUAUUAAAAAUAAUUUUCCUAAAGAGAUUGAAUCUGGUGUCCUGGAGAUUGUCUCUCCCCCUGUAAACUAUUACCCUGAUUUAUCCAACAUUAGGGAAACCUUUGGUGAUUCCAAAGAAAGAGUAAGGUGGAGAACAAAGCAGAACUUGGACUAUAGUUUCCUCAUGCUAUACGCUCAGCCAAAGGGAACUUAUUAUUUACAGUUAGAAGAUGAUAUCGUCGCAAAACCUAAUUUUUUUCAGUAUCUGAAAAGCUUUGCCACUCAGCAAACUUCUGAGGACUGGAUAAUACUUGAAUUCUCUCAGCUUGGUUUUAUUGGUAAAAUGUUCCGAGCUAAAGAUCUGCCCUUUUUAACAGAGUUCUUCCUAAUGUUCUACAAAGAUAAACCUAUAGACUGGCUCCUUGAUCAUUUUUUGUGGGUCAAAGUAUGCAAUCCUGAAAAAGAUGCUAAACACUGUGAUCGCCAAAAGUCAAACCUACGCAUUCGAUAUCGUCCAUCCCUGUUUCAGCACAUAGGUACUCACUCUUCUCUCUCAGGAAAAAUUCAGAACCUAAAGGAUAAAGAUUUUGAUAAAAAACUGCUUUACAAAGCUCAUGCAAACCCACCAGCAAAAGUGAGCACAAGCCUCAAGAUUUACCAGCAGUACAACCUUGAGAAAGCCUACGUGGGCCAGGAAUGCUUCUGGGCCUUCUCCCCUGUUGCUGGCGAUUUUAUUUUGUUUGAAUUUACAGAACCUUCCGAAGUAAAAGGGUACUUGUUUAAAAGUGGGAACAUAGAACACCCUGGUGAUAAAUUGUUCAACACCACAGUUGAAGUUUUACCUGCAAAGAACAUUAGCAAAGCUGAUUUUCCAAAAAGUGAAGAUGGCUAUUUACAGUUAGGCAAUUUUGUCAGUGGAGUAGCCGAGGGAGUUAUAAGCCCUUCAUUAGGAAAAAUCAAAGCAAUUCGUUUAAAGAUUCUCUCGGAAUCUCCUGUUUGGGCUUUGCUCAGUGAGAUCUUCAUCAAGAUGAACUAAAGGAAGCUAUUACUACUGAAACAAAUUCUUCACACACCGGUGCUGUGCAAAAUAAUUUAUGGACCACACAGAACUCUUCCACCAAGAAAAUAAUGAAGGAAAGGCUACAAAGCUUCUAUUUUUUACGCUUAAAAAACGUUAUUUAUAAAUGACUAAAUGAAGAUAAUUUUUCUUUAAGGAUGAAUUUUUAUACAGUUUUUGUUGGACUUUAUUGAAAUAUUUUUCAAAACAGGCUCACAGGACUUUACAACAUGACCAAAGAUCAGACAAGUCUGAUAGAAUUGUACAAUUUAUGUUUGCUUUUUUUUUGUAACUGAGAAAUACAACUUUCUGGGGAAUUUUA